Morus notabilis is the source of this 762-nucleotide messenger RNA. RefSeq names its product glycine cleavage system H protein 2, mitochondrial. Bases 78 to 545 code for a protein of 155 amino acids. Gene Ontology annotation, cellular component: cytoplasm; mitochondrion; glycine cleavage complex. The transcript is spliced from 3 exons. Lineage: Eukaryota; Viridiplantae; Streptophyta; Magnoliopsida; Rosales; Moraceae. The record is from RefSeq and is a predicted model, not a curated record. Gene Ontology annotation, biological process: glycine decarboxylation via glycine cleavage system; protein lipoylation.
AAGAGAAGGGAAAAAAAGUGACGAGGUAGAAUAUAGUGGGAAGAAGAAAGAAGCAUUUUUGGAGCGUAAAGCGAAAAAUGGCGACAAUGUUGUUGUGGGCUUCAAGGGCUGCUUCACAUCUCAGAAUCUCUGUCUUCACCAGACCUUUUGCUUCUGUUGUGAAGGAUUUGAAUUACGCUGACUCCCAUGAGUGGGCAAAAGUGGAGGGGAACUCGGCUACUGUUGGCAUAACUGAUCAUGCUCAAGAUCACUUGGGUGAUGUUGUGUAUGUCGAACUGCCAGAAGUGGGGAAAUCUCUAACCAAGGGCGAAGGUUUUGGCGCCGUCGAAAGUGUCAAGGCGACAAGCGAUGUUUACUCUCCCAUGUCAGGAAAGGUGGUUGAAGUCAAUGAGGAGCUUAACAGCUCGCCUGGUUUGAUCAACUCGAGUCCAUAUGAGAAGGGAUGGAUAAUGAAGCUCGAAGUGAGCAGUGGAGGUGAGGUGAAUGGCUUGAUGGAUGCCGAUCAAUACUCCAAGUUUUGCGAAGAAGAAGAUGGAAAGCAUUGAUUGAUUGAUGCCUGGCCAUCCGGUGUCCCGGGAGUCUUGCCAAUGGUUUGUUUGUCAAUACCAUGGAUCACGCUUAGCAGCGGAAGCCAAAAAUUACACUAUUGUCUUGUUUCUUUCUAGUUUCGUCUGUGUUUUUGUUGCUUCCCAUUGAGGUAUAAAAGUAAGCAGAAUAAGAUCAAGAUUGAUGCUUUCCUUCUAAUUUUUAACCCUUUUUUUU